GAAGGCAGUCCGGAGGAGAACGCAGCGGAGUGGCAGCUGGCACAGUCAAUGUCCAGGGAGGCUGAUGAAGCGACCCUCUGUAUCUACUGGUGGGAUUGUCCAAUAAUACAGCACUUCAGCUCGGUUUCACACCUGACACAGAGCGUGCAAUUACAUUGCUUUUUAUUAUUUAGCUGAGAAAAGCCUGUGAGAGAACCUUCUGCUGCGUUUGCUGGUGAAGAUGAGCUGCUGUUUCCAAAGAAGAUUUACAUUUUCAAACAAACAACAUAAUAAUUAAUCUGGUUUCAAGGAAGGAAAUUGGCACCAUGUACCAAAAAGCAUCAUUAUUAUUGACCUAAUUUGUUGGAUCAAAUUGUCAAAUAAGUAAACAAGUCUUUCUAAACAAAAUAAAAGUGUGUGCUAAGACAUGGGAGACUCCAACAUCAGCCACAUGGCAGUAGCUUAUACAGAGAUGCAGGAGAGUUUCCCAACGGGAAAGCUGAAUCAUUACAUGGACAACUAUGAUAUGGACUAUGGCAUCCCCCCCGAUGAGAUCCCAGACACCACGCAGGGCCAGGCCUUCUUUGUGGCCACCAUUGUUAUUGGUGUGGUGCUUGCCUGCAUCAUGCUUGUCUGCGGGUUGGGAAACUUCAUCUUCAUCGCCACACUGACACGCUACAAAAAACUCCGCAACCUCACCAACCUCCUCAUUGCCAACCUGGCCAUCUCAGACUUCAUUGUGGCAGUGGUGUGUUGCCCGUUCCUGGUGGACUACUAUGUGGUGAAACAACUUUCCUGGGACCAUGGACUGGUGCUGUGUGCCUCUGUCAACUAUCUGCGGACUGUGUCACUCUACGUGUCCACAAACGCAUUGCUUGCCAUUGCAAUUGACAGGUACAUGGCUAUCGUCCAUCCUCUGAGGCCCCGUAUGAAGUACCAAACGGCCUACUGCCUGAUAACAGGAGUCUGGAUUGUUCCCAUUCUGAUAUCAAUUCCCUCUGCCUACUUUGCCUCUGAGACCAUGUACCCUCACAGUGGCACCACCCCAACCACGCACAAAGUCUUCUGUGCCCAGAUCUGGCCAGUUGACCAGCAGGCCUACUAUCGGUCCUACUUCUUGCUUGUUUUUGCCUUGGAGUUUGUUGCACCUGUGAUCGUCAUGGCAAUAUGUUACACCCGAAUUUCCCGCGAGCUCUGGUUCAAGAAUGUCCCAGGUUUCCAGACGGAGCAGAUUAGGAAGAGGUUGCGUUGUCGCCGUAAGACAGUAAUGGUCCUGAUAGGGAUCUUGACGGCGUACAUCCUGUGCUGGGCUCCGUACUAUAGCUUCACCAUCCUACGAGAUUUCCAUCCAACCCUCAUCUCCCGCCAGAAAAAUUCAUUGGUGGCCUUCUACAUCAUUGAAUGCAUUGCCAUGAGCAACAGCAUGAUCAAUACCUUCUGUUUUGUCAGUGUCAAGAACAACACAGUUAAGUACCUGAAGAAGAUUGUGCUGCUGCGCUGGAGGUCAACCUAUGCCGCCAGUAAGACUGUGGAUGAGAUGGAUAUGAGGACCUCCUCCGUGCCUGUAACAGAGGUGAUUGAAUGCAUUCAUCUGAGGUGAAGAGAAGAAAAUCUGUGAUAUAACAGUCAUUUAGAUUUGGACUUUUGAUAUACAGAAACUACAUAGUUGACAGUGAUGAUGGAACAUUUCUCUCAUUUUAAAACACAUUUAAGAAUAAGUUAAAGCAUCAUUAACACUCAUGGAAAGGUCAAACCCUAACAGUAAAUUGAUUAAUUGGGGAACAUAGCUCAAACUUUGUUAGGCAUCAGUACAUAAAGUACUUCUGUUUGAGGUAUUAUGAGAAUGUAAUUGUUGUGCAUACUGUGCACUGUGCUAUUGUGAAAUGUUGUAGCAUGUGUAUGAGAUAUAUUACAUGGAAGACUUGUAAAUAACAGCUACUACUGGCCUUACUGAUCCAUGAUGUUGACUACUUACAGUACAUAAGGUCAUCUCUGUAUUGCCUGUAUCUGUUGGCCUAUAUUUAUUUUCACUAAGGUCAAAAAACUCUUGAUAUCAAGGAAAUAAUUUCAUUGACCAUUGCUUUUUGUAUUGCUUGUGUUUUCUAUUUUCCUUGUUUGCUUCUAAUAACUUGUUCAGGAUGUUUCAGUAGAGAUGUAAUUUUGUGGAAUGUAUUGAGUAUUGAGAAGGUCUUCUGAAUGUCUUAAAAAGAAAAUGUUUUUCUUGAUCAUUUGUCCCUGAAAAGAGUCAUUGCAUUGCAUGCUUUAUUUGUAGAUGAAUGUAUUGUAUGUGUGUUUAUGGUAAUAAAUAAUAA
This is a messenger RNA of Dicentrarchus labrax (European seabass), 2291 nucleotides long. It is a transcript of the gene prokr1b, whose product is annotated as prokineticin receptor 1b. Gene Ontology annotation, cellular component: membrane. Gene Ontology annotation, biological process: neuropeptide signaling pathway. The coding region runs from base 407 to 1579 and encodes 390 amino acids. Lineage: Eukaryota; Metazoa; Chordata; Actinopteri; Moronidae. The transcript is spliced from 3 exons. Gene Ontology annotation, molecular function: neuropeptide receptor activity. The record is from RefSeq and is a predicted model, not a curated record.